Messenger RNA from Sinocyclocheilus rhinocerous, 3739 nucleotides. Its product is annotated as tau-tubulin kinase 2-like. Gene Ontology annotation, biological process: protein phosphorylation. The record is from RefSeq and is a predicted model, not a curated record. The coding region runs from base 1 to 3015 and encodes 1004 amino acids. Gene Ontology annotation, molecular function: ATP binding; protein kinase activity. The transcript has 13 exons. NCBI's taxonomy places the organism in Eukaryota, Metazoa, Chordata, Actinopteri, Cypriniformes, Cyprinidae.
AUGACGGUGAAGAAAAUUGGCGGUGGCGGCUUUGGCGAGAUCUACGAGGCUCUGGACCCGAUGAACCGCACCAGUGUGGCUCUGAAAGCAGAGUCAGCUCAACAACCCAAACAGGUUCUGAAGAUGGAGGUGGCGGUGUUGAAGAGACUGCAAGGAAAGGAUCACGUUUGUCGGUUUGUUGGAUGUGGCCGCAAUGAUCGCUUUAACUAUGUUGUCAUGGAGCUUCAGGGCCGUAAUUUAGCGGAUCUGAGGAGGAGCAUGAACCGUGGCACUUUCACAGUCAGCACAACACUCAGACUGGGUCUACAGAUACUGGAGGCCAUUGAGAGCAUCCACUCAGUGGGCUUUUUACACCGUGACAUCAAACCGUCCAACUUUGCCAUGGGCCGAUUUCCUAACACAUGUCGAACUUGCUACAUGUUAGAUUUUGGUUUGGCACGCCAAUUUACAAACUCCUGCCAAGAAGUCAGACCGCCCCGUCCUGUUGCAGGGUUUAGGGGUACAGUACGAUACGCCUCAAUCAAUGCCCACAAGAACAAGGAGAUGGGAAGACAUGAUGACUUGUGGUCUUUGUUCUACAUGCUGGUGGAGUUCUUGUUUGGGCAACUACCCUGGAGGAAGAUAAAAGACAAGGAGCAAGUGGGGAAAUUAAAAGAGACGUAUGAUCAUCGGCUCAUGUUGAAACACCUGCCCCCAGAAUUCAAUGUCUUUCUGGACCACACCAGCAAUUUGGACUACUUUACCAAACCUGACUAUCAGCUACUGAGGACCGUUUUUGAGAAUAGCAUGAAAACCUACAACGUAGUGGAAAAUGACCCGUAUGAUUGGGAAAGGAUGAGCUCAGAUAGCCCACUGACAAUCACCGCCACGGCAAACACACCACAGCACCAUACACGCCUCACACCACGUUGUGAAUGCCUCACAGCUGCCAGCAGAUCUUCUGAAGGAGAACGCGAUGAUGCAGCUAACAGUGGCUUUGUUGCUCUAAACCUGAGCUCAGGUCUACAAGAUGUUGAGUUGCGUGAUUGGGUGAUGGUAGAGAAGGGCUCUGACCUGCGGGACUUCAAAGAGGCAGCAGGACGUAGCCCUGGUCCUGAGGCUAAACUCACUUGUAGCCCAUCAGAUGAGUGUGAAGAGGAGCCAGAAGUUUUGCAGCCAAUGGAUGAAUCACCGGAUAAAGAAUCCACUCCUAGUCCCGUACAAGGAGACACCCACAUACCUCACACAGUCCAGGGCUCACAAAGGAUGGAUCGGUUGGAGCUCAGUGUAUUCCCUGCUGCUGGUGGACCUCCUGUAACCCCCACCAGUCCUGGUGAGGCACUGGCUGAAGGUGCACUCACACAGCUACCCACCUCUCCUGCAUCCCAACCCGAGGAGCUUGUGGCAAGGACGUGCAGCCCCCUGCACCUGCGCUCCCCUAGCCCGCACACCCUCCUGACCACCCUGUCGGACCCCCUACACCAGCGCGCCCCGCCUGGGAUGCAGCGCAGCCAAUCUGCAGAUCACCAACACCACCCUUCCUCUUCCACCUCCUCGUACUAUGCCUCGCUGCCACUACCUUCCCAGCCACGUGCUGCCCAUUCGCCUGGACGCAGGAAACUUCCUGCCAUUCCAGCGACUGCUGCAAACACCAAGUUCCCCUCAAUCAUACGAAUCACCCGCGCUCAGCUUCAGCAGCUGACAGCUCAGCGACCCUCUGUACUGUCUUCCCGAUCUGCAUUCGACAGCGUUCCACUGGAGAGACGUGAUACUGAAAAUGGUAACAAUGAGAUGCAUCCACAAGACAACACAGCUGACAACAACUCCCCACAGGAGCAUGUUGCCUUCCAGCCCACCAGCUCCUCUAAUGUUGAAGGGGAUCCUUUGCUAAAUGGGAAUGGACCUCAGAAACCUUCAAGCCCAGUGCCAAGCCUGGUGCCAUCUCCAUGCACACCUCCCUCUCCACGUAGCCCAGUUCUGAUGAACGGCUGUCUUACACCUCCUUCAGAUACACAGAGAGAUGGCAACAAGCAGCCUCCUAAAAUAAAAGACCCCAAGAGUGAUCCUCCCAUCCUUGAGCACUCCAUCGAGCCCAACCAAUACACUCUGGAGGAGGGAAAGGAAGAUGCUCCUUCCAGAAACGGCCCCUCUUCUCCAGCCUCUGCUCCCAAACAAGACCCUAAUCGUCGGCACAGCCGUAUCCCAGUGUUAGAACCAUCUAGCCUUCUGGAUCCACCACCUGGAUCUGCUAAAGAGAAGUUGCUGCAGAGGAAGGUUCACCAUGUUCCACUUUCACCCUCUGCUUCCCCGUCAUUAUCCUCUGACAGGCGUGUCAUUGUGGCUGCUAUGCAGCGGGACCAGAUUUCUUCUGCCUCUUCUGAACGCUCUCAAGAUGAAGAGUCGCUUCUGGGUUCUCGUUCCGAUCGUCAUGGAGAUGAUGCUGCCUCACUGUCCUCAUCCUCUAGCCCACUUCUACGGAAGAGCAAGAUACCACGCCCAGUUACCCCCACAACGAAUGCGGAAACCAUUACUGCACACUUUGUGCCCCGUCCACCACCAGGAAAACCUAGCCGCUCCAAUGUGGAUGGAAGGCUACGGCGGUACAGGAUUUGUGCCGGCAGCAACAGUGACUCAGAUCUGCUGACAUGUUUGGCCCAGCUAAUGCACGGCAGCUCGCCCCGUGGCUCUCCGCACCCCAGCUGCUCCUCCCCCCAGCACAUGGGUGCGAGGCAUGUGUUCGUCGGUCCCACCGCUGCUCAGCACCUCCACCAGCGCAGCUCUAGUGCCUCCCCCCGCAGCUCCUCCUCAAUACAGCGCUCCAUCAGCUCUAUCCCGUACUGCCACGAGCACCGUGGUGGCUGUCUGGGCCGCAGCCAUUCUCCUCCCAGUUUCUCGGGCUCACCUCCUCUGCGCCGCUCUCAUCCUCACACACAGGAAGGAUGCUGUGGGAGACAGGCCCGCUCCGCCACUGUACACACCCAACGGGGCAAAGCUGGCAUCCGUGAGGUCAGAUGCUCGAGCAAGCUGGGCAGAUAGUCAACCACAGGUUUCAGACACUGGCAGAAGAAGUGAAUGAGUGAAAGUGGGACCUUUGGGUUUCAAAGAUCCCAAUUUCUACAAUAGCUAAAAAAAUAGUUGAUUCUCAUUCCCUCGCACAUCUGCAGUUUUUGCAACUCCUUUGUGUCCUCUCCAUCAAUAGCCUCAAUUUUUAGAUGCUGGCUUUUAGGAACACCAAAGUCACUUUGAGAACAUGGGAGGUUAUACGUGAUGGUGAUUGGCUGGAUCUUUAGUAGUUUAUAGUUUGUUUUCUUUCAAACAUUCCAGAGCUUUUAUGAAGAUUACUGUAUCAUGAACUACAUGAGGUUUGCAUCAAGAUUGGCUGUACUACAGUAUUUAUUAUGUUAUUUAUUUGGGCUUUGAUGCAUUGCAGCCCUCUCUGAGCAGUGGCAGGUACACUGCUAGAUCAUGCCAUCAUUAACCCUUUCUGUGCUUGUGCUUUGGCUACUGUCAGCACUAAGACAUGGCCUGAAACACUGUACGCAAGUAUGUGAACUGACAUGCUGUGGUUGCAUGUUGUUGCAUUUGAAAUCUGUGCCGAAAACAAAAACUCAGUCAUUAGUGUUCUUACAUGGGAAAGGUUUAUUUUUAGGUCAACUAAUAUCAUGAGCGGAGCAACAGUUAGAAGAGAACAUUGCUGAGUUAGCUUUCUUAAAACGUAACGGGAUAGUUCACCACAAAAUGAAAAUUCUUUCCUCAUUUA